Messenger RNA from Photinus pyralis (common eastern firefly), 1818 nucleotides. RefSeq names its product protein dead ringer-like. Gene Ontology annotation, cellular component: nucleus. The coding region runs from base 1 to 1140 and encodes 379 amino acids. The transcript is spliced from 4 exons. Gene Ontology annotation, biological process: regulation of transcription by RNA polymerase II. The record is from RefSeq and is a predicted model, not a curated record. NCBI's taxonomy places the organism in Eukaryota, Metazoa, Arthropoda, Insecta, Coleoptera, Lampyridae. Gene Ontology annotation, molecular function: DNA binding.
AUGACUCAGGAGCGGAAAAAGCGGUCGAGAGCGGAAAAAACCGUUCGCGAGGGGAAUAAGCACUCGCGAGCGAAAAAAGAGCUUGCGAGCGGAAAUGAGCGGAAAACCGCUCGUGGGCAGAAAAAAAGCGCUGGAGCGCCGAGCACUUUAAGCACGCCGAUUAAUAGAUUACCAAUUAUGGCGAAAGCGGUAUUGGACCUUUACGAAUUGUACAAUUUAGUGAUAGCGAGAGGAGGACUAGUCGAUGUAAUUAACAAAAAACUAUGGCAGGAAAUCAUUAAGGGACUUCGCUUACCUUCUUCGAUUACUUCCGCCGCAUUUACGUUAAGGACGCAGUAUAUGAAGUACCUGUACCCAUAUGAAUGUGAAAAACGUCGCCUUUCAACCCCAGCCGAACUUCAAGCAGCAAUUGAUGGCAAUCGUCGCGAAGGUCGGCGUAGUAGUUACGGUCAAUACGACAGUAUACAAAGAUCUCCCAUUCCUUCAUCCCAAAUGUCUCCUUUGUCUCUGGUCUCGCAACAUCAGCAGUUAACAGCUCGCAUGAAUUCGGUCAUGAGUGGCGGUAUCAGUUUGCACAAUGGUGCGCAUCACCCAAGUCACCCGCAACCUUUAGGCCUUCCACUAAACGGCGGACCAAUUCCCGGCUUGGCACCCAGUGAAGUCGAGGCCCGCAUGAUGGAGUACGUCAAAUUGCUCAGCAAGGAAGUUAGAAGCGCAGCGUCAACACCUCCCCGACAAGGCGAAGCGUCACCACCAAGUGCGACAUCACCGCUGAACCCCUUCGAAAUGUCACGCAUGGCCUUAUGGAACUUAUACAACAAUAACCAAGUACAACCCGAACCACAGAAAGAAGCCCUGAACUUGUCAGAUCCCGCCCCACACCUUCCGUUACCACCCCCGCAGUCCCCAAUAGUCAAAAGAGAAAUCGAAAGAGAGUCACCACCACCAAAAAAAUUUCUAAAGGACGACGACGAAUCAAGACACACACCCGCAACGACGCAUAUAAAAAUAAAUAGUAGAGGGGAUUCGCGCAGUGGAGACAAUUCCUUAGUCGUUAGUAUGGAACUCAACGGUAUUACGUACCAAGGGGUUUUAUUUGCACAAUCGCCAACUAGUGGAAGGACCGCUUUAGCUUCGUAAAUUAUUUUUUAAGAAACACGUUUCGCGCGAACUUUAUUUAUUAUUAAUGAUGUUUCAAUACUAGAUAUGCAUGUUCUUAACGAAUUUUAUUAUUAGAUGUUAUUGUGCUUGUACAAACCGUUGUGUGCGUCAACUUCCAUGGAUUAAGGUCAGUAUUCACCUAUAAUGUGAAAAUCACUUUCAAUCUCGAAUUCGUUAAGCUUGUUAACUGUGAUUCGAUUUCAGUUAUAAGUUAUAUACAAUAGGCCAGUUCUUCUGGAAAUUCAGAAUACUUUCCAAUUACUAACUCUUGCGUAAUUGUAAAUAUAUAAAUACAGAGUAAUCAGUAUUUUAGAAUAGUGUGUGAUUAGGAUUUUUAAAUUUUUGUAUAUCUGCCAAAAGACUGUUAUUUUAUCAUUAUUAUAUUAUUGUAUACCAUAUAUGAAUAUGAUUGUGAAUUAGUAUUUUAAUUGACUUUUUAUUUAUUAAGCAGUUAAUGUAUUUAUAACUAGUUAUUACCUUCUAGCAAUAUUAGUGAAUAGAAGUUGUAGAGAUCAAAAUGUGUAAUACUACGAAAAUAUUGUUCCAUCGGUAGAUUAGAAUUAGAAAUAUGAUCAACACAAAACAUUUCUCAUUAUUUGAUCUGUGUGUCUCAGGGAUAGAGAUAAAAACAUUUUGUGGAAAUUAUUCCUAUAAUAA